CUGCUCGAAGCUCAGCAAAGACACUACAUGCCACGACUGUGUCUUGUGAAGACUAGACAUGCAGACUUGCAGUGUUGUCGUUCUACUUACACAGACUCUGAAUCUGAUCAUUCAUUCCGAUCUAACCGGUAGAUCGACUAAUAGUUUAGUAAAGAAACCAAACUGGUAGAUAAUAAUAUUUUUACGACGAACCACUACCACAGAACGAUUGUGAUUGCGAGAGUUAUUCUACAUCAAUUGCAUAAGGACCUAGGUAGGCGCUAGGCGAGUCAAGUGUCAUUAUAGUACUCCAACUCUAACCAGUUACCUGUGACUGUCACUGUUUACAAGUGCAAAACCAGUCCUACUUGCCUACUUGCCUUUUCCAGCCAGUCUCCCACCUGCUCAGCCACCAUCGGUCCGAAGCAAGCACUGCCGGGGCGAAAGCAUUGAACUGAAGUAAGACUAGACACCAGUGACCUUGAUAGACUGGGUAGGUUCAGCCCAGCUAAUACGGUAUACUGCAUAAGUGCAUUGGCAGUCAGUUCAGGCGACGAGCGCGCCACGCGGAAAACUCUGCAUCGCCUGCGACCAUCCACAGAUUGCUUUGGACUUGGACUUUGGAGCGUCGGCCUCCACAUAGCUAGCUAACUGACUGGGACCAACCUGAAUGCGAGAGGCAAGACGGCUGGUUGAGCUCUAGCAUCGUGUGGCUUCCUUGUAGAUCUUGUAGAUCUACCCAAGAGUACAUGGACAGGGUUAUGUACUCUUGAUCUACCGGAAACUGGCGUGUGCGUGAAAUCUGCAUCUGAUAGAGCUGCUCGAGUCGAUUUCUCAGUCGCAGCCUUGCUGAGUAUAACAAUUACAUGCUGCAGUUUUACUUUUAGUUUUAGUGAUAAUCUGAUGUAGCAAACACGAUCGACUGUCAGUCCUGCGCUGGCUACAGUACAGUGUAUCCUAGACUAGUGUGCGGCAACGUAACUCGUUGCAACGUUCACAUCCCGAAACCCGGCAGGCACAGAAGACGAUCACCGCAAAGGUGAAAAGAUCGCACCUGUAGAUCUACCUGCAGUCGCAGUAGCCGCACCAUGGAGGAGCUGAGGGCUCGGCAGAUCCUGCGCGGCAGCUGUGACUAUCGCAAGGGCGACUGGAACCAAUCAAUCUACCUGAGGCUAGAAGACGCUGAUUAUGACUCCAACGACAACGAUGACGACCCAGACCUAGUCUUUCUCGAUGACCGGAAGAGUCUUACAUGUAACAAAAAGUGGGGUGAGUACCGGUACGGAAUACCAUGGGAUUCGCUCGCCACCACUGGUCGAUUGGGUCAAUCUGCACAGGAACAACGACUCUUCACCUCGGAUGAACUAAAGGUCAAAUCACCGCCACCGGUAAAUGCCGAGCCUCAGUGGCGCAGCAUGAACGACAAUGGUCUGAGCCGACAAAGCAGCAGAAACGUUGAGCCUCACGCCCCCCGUGCGAGCGUCCACCGCGGUCAAAGAGAGAGUUUGUCGACAUACCAAGGGGAAGCGGCGGCCGGCAAUAACUAUGCCCUGGAUGAGCUUCCGUACGGCGAGAAAGACCGCAUUGUCCACAAGGCGUCGUCGGUGAGGCCCGAGUACACCAGAUGGGAACGCUCUAGGCCUCUGAGGCACAAUGGCGUGGCACUGCCCCCGAUAGCAGCCCGUCCGAGCGACACGGACGCCUCGGAGUUCCUGAAAGGCAUAGCCCUGCGCGCAAGGGAAGGUUCGACGGGAGCUGGACACAACCACACACGAUCACGACUGCCGAGUGACGGGACGGCUCGCGGUAGAACAGGGAGUUCCGGUGAUUACAUACGGGUGGGGCGGAUAACUACUAGUAAGCUGAAGCAGCCACCGGGAAAUGGUGUAGCACUGUCAGAUCCGGAGCACAUCAAGCAAAGAAAAUGUCUCAUGUAUGAAAUGCAGAACUUGGAGAACAGGCACACUUUCUUCACCAAGUUUAUAGAUCAACUGGAGACAAAGAACAUCCGUGACUGGGAAGACUUGAAGCGCUGGGAGAAUGGAACUCAUGUUCAACUUCAGGCGAUGCUAGGACCGGACAGCAAGUAUCGGGACAAGAAGCUCGCUCUGGUGUUAGGCACGAAACAGGUGAAAAAAGACAAAGCAGUCUUGACAGUGAUGAAGAAGGAGCACGAACAAAGAAUGAAACAGCUGCGAGAACAGUGCUGGAAGCUGGAUCAAGCUAAGAGGGACGUGCUACAAGAGAUUGAGGACCUGAGGGUGUAUCAGAAAACUGGCGAGCGGGAUUCGAAUAUCAUCCGGAUUGCUCUGCUCCGCAAAGUGGACGACGCCAGAGAGCAGAGACUGAGAGCUGUGGUGACUUUGCAAAAUGAUCUGCAAAAUGAACAAGACCAGCUAAAAUUGGAUCUUGCAGACGAGCUGAAACAGCUCAAGCUGGACGCUGAAGAGCGUGCCGAGCAUGCUAGUGAACUGGAAACUCUGAAAGUAGAGAACCAAAAACUUAUCAAGGAGCACAAAACCCAUAAGGUCAACUAUGAUAAGAUGCUGGCAGUGGUCAACGAGCUUAUGGAGAGACUAAGCGUUCUUCGUAAGGAGAAAUCUGAGUAUGAAUCAGCGCUGUUCAACCGAAAACCCCAUAAAGACUGUGAGCCCGACGAGCCGAUUUCUCUCAACAUCAGAAAGGUUGAGCGGCCUGCGUUGUGAGCAGGUACAUGUGUACAUGUAUACCCUCGGUCAAUGCUGUGUUGCUAUGCCAAUCACAUGCAGCCGCCUGCUCCUGUAUACAAGGCAUAGUCCAAAUGAACGGUUGCCAUGGUGCUGGACCGAGAGAUCCCGAUCACCAUGGCACCCAUUUUGUUUUUGGACACUCUUUGCUCCUUUCAGUGGGAGCGCAUGGGGAACGCCCUACCAGUUCUAUAUGUGCACCCAUCGAACAGUCCAUGUGUGUAUUUUAUGUUGCUUCGCUACUUCCAAUAUGGGGAGAGAAAAAAAGUGAGCUGCUGUUUAUACAUGUACAUGUAUGACUGAAUGCCACUCCACCGUGUUGCAGUGUGUAGUGGGCGGCAGCACUACUUCAAUAACCGUGAUUAGCACAUUCAGGCUUCAAGUCAGUACAAGGUUUUGCAUCAAACUGCUCAUGUUCGUCAGAAUUACUCGAUAUGCCCUGCUCAGUUGCCGCUUAGGACACCCUUGGGAAGUCCAGGGAAGGAAACCAAAGCUAGCUGUUAUACUAUACUGACUCCAAUAUAAUUAUAUACAUAGUUGUCAUGAUGACUUACGAUCAUAAUGAUAUAAUUAUAUACAUAGUUGUCAUGAUGACUUACGAUCAUAAUGAUAUAAUUAUAUACAUAGUUGUCAUGAUGACCUACGAUCAUAAUGAUAUAAUUAUAUACAUAGUUGUCAUGAUGACUUACGAUCAUAAUGAUUCCUUUCUGGCAAGCCCCUGGCCGAGAUGACCCGCUUUAUCACGGUCGCACAAUCCGAUUUUUGUACACACUUGGCUCAUACUGCUCACCGCAAAAACGGUAGGGUAGAUCCACCAGAACUGUCACGUUAUAUCACGGUUCCGCUUCUGGCUUCAAGCUGCUCAGCUUCUACUGCACUCUUCUUCAUACUAUAAGUUGUAUGUCCCUAAACUCCACGAAUUCUGGUCAUAAAAUGUUAAGAUCUUAGAGCUUCGAGAAGGCUCGCCAACAA
Sycon ciliatum is the source of this 3677-nucleotide messenger RNA. RefSeq lists its product as uncharacterized. Lineage: Eukaryota; Metazoa; Porifera; Calcarea; Leucosolenida; Sycettidae. The transcript is spliced from 12 exons. The coding region runs from base 1068 to 2684 and encodes 538 amino acids. The record is from RefSeq and is a predicted model, not a curated record.